AUGGUAAAUGUUGACAUCGAUCCACCAACUUAUCAACAAGCAACAAAAGAAGUUCAACAAAUAAUUGAAACGGAAAACAUUUACCCAGAGCUCAAUGAAAAGGGAAAACAAGAGUCACCAAAAAACUUCUCGAAACUCGAGCGUAAACAUCUCUGCUUGGCCGGAAAACGCGAGCGCAUUGAGGCGAAGCUGGCAUGGAAAAAGCACAAACUCGAGCACAAAUUAAACAAGAUCCAUGAAAUGAAAACUAUUGAACCCUCAAAGAAAAGCAUUCAAAUCGUUGAGGAUGGGAAAGUGAUUCAAGAAUUUGGUGGCGUUGAUUCGUCGGAGAAUCUCCGUCGCGCAAUCUCGAAAGCAAUUCAUCAUUUGGAAAAAUGUCAAAUAAAGGAAAAUCGCAAAAUCGAGAAAUUUGAGGGAAAGCUGAAGAAGAAAAUCGAGAAGAUCGAGAAGAAGAGCGGUGAAAAGUCGGAGAAGCCGCCAAUUCUGCUCUCUGCU
This is a messenger RNA of Mesorhabditis belari, 495 nucleotides long. NCBI's taxonomy places the organism in Eukaryota, Metazoa, Nematoda, Chromadorea, Rhabditida, Rhabditidae. The record is from the annotation of a GenBank genome assembly.